GCGAAAGAGGAACUUUUGUUGCCUUCGUCGCCGAAUAAGGUUCUUUAAAAACGCGACCGAAAACCGGACCUCAUUGCAUUUGUGUGUGUGUGUGAUUAAUCUACUAUCCCUGGACUGAGUCAGGCGGAAAGCCGAGCUGCUGCAGCGGCGUAUGCUUGGGAUCUGGAGCGCACUUUGGAAGUUACCUGCACCCCGAGAACCGACCUUGGGCUUGUGAGAGGCCCGAGCUGCGCACCUGUACCCCGGGAAAGGCUCCCAUUGAUCCCUGUACCCCGGGAGAGGCUCCCACUGAUCCCUGUACCCCGGGAGAGGCUCCCAUUAACCUGUACCCCGGGAGAGGCUCCCAUUAAUCCCUGUACCCCGGGAGAGGCUCCCAUUGAUCCCUGUACCCCGGGAAAGGCUCCCAUUGAUCCCUGUACCCCGGGAGAGGCUCCCAUUAAUCCCUGUACCCCGGGAAAGGCUCCCAUUGAUCCCUGUACCCCGGGAGAGGCUCCCAUUGAUCCUUGUACCCCGGGAAAGGCUCCCAUUGAUCCCUGGACUCCUAGAACGGACUCUGACACCGGACUCGGACUCGCAGUGAGUUCCUACAACGGACUCUGGUUGCCUGAUGCGAACCACAGCCAACUCUGCCUGCCUGCACUCCUCUAUAAUCUUUGGUCCUGACCAGCUGGGCAUUUGGCGUGAAUCGGUGCUGAUCUAGCCCCUGUCGCUUCAUGGCUUGGUGAGGCUUUCCAAAUCACUGCUGCCCUGUCACAAGAAACGACACAGAUUUAUUGCUCGGAUUCGGAAGUACUUCAGGAGAACCAGAAUGUCAAAUAUGGAAUUAGUGUUAAAUGACAAAUUGCCCGGAGCCAUGGAUUCUCCGGUUCAAGGCCAGGCUGGCUGCAAUACAGCAGAUAGCCAAGAUGGACCAAAUAACGUGAAGCAAAGCAGCAAGAAAACAUCACCAGAGACCAGCAGUCCCAAAGUUAAGGUGCUUGAUACAAGUCCAAAAGAACAGUUUGGAAUAUUAAGAAACAUUUACAGAUUAAGUAAAAGAAAAUUAAGCUUCUCGCCUUCAAAAAGCUCAGACAAGGAUAAACCAUCGGUUAUGUCAAACGAGAGCACAGCAAAUAACUCACAGAUGGGAAUCAGAGAAGAGGAAGCCAUGUGCAUUGCAGUGAAAGACCAAGACGAUAAGGCAACUGAGAACACAAUUGCACCGUUGUCAGUAAUGGAAAUAAACCAGUUAAUAACCAAUAAAUUGUUUCUGGAGGCCAAUGAAAAUAUAAAUAAAUUGGAAAAGGAGUUGCUCAAUGAGAGAAAGCUUGCAAAAGAUGAAGAAUGCCACCAAAAAAACAUGGUCAAAGUUCGAGAUCUUCAUCUGCUUCUUGACGCACUUGUUGAACAAAUAACGUCCAUAAUUGCCAAUUCCCUCACUACGCCCGAAGAAAAUAGCAGCCAUCUGCGUUCAGCAAUUAACGUUAUUGAUAUGGAUGAAGCAGCAGAAAAAGAGUGGCAAGAGGCAAUGAAUCCUUCUGAUGCUGAGAGUUUCAGAAGACCCAGAAAGUGGAAAGAAUUGUGGGCAGAGACAGUAACCAAAAGUGUAAAGGAACGGAUAUCAAACCUGCCCUUCGUUGCGAAGGAGCAGAAGGCUUCAUGGAUGGCACUGCACUUAUUAGACCUUCAACAAACCAUUGUGGAGGAUUUGAAAACUGUCAAAAACUUUACCCAAAAGAGUUAUCCGGGAAGUUACAAUAUUUUUAAUGUGUACCUGAAAUACUAUCACCAAACUGUAUCUUCUCACUUGGAAUGUAUCCAACAAAAACAGCUCGAAUCUAAUGAUCUUUAUGCACUGCUCAACUGGAUUAUUCACACCUACAAAAGUGGGGAUGUUAUGAACCAUCCUGAUCUUUUACCAGAGGUAAACGUAGAAGAACUGGGACCACUGUUGGACCAAGGGAUUAUAAAGAAUAUCAUGGACAAAUACACUGAAGCUUUAAAGUUAAAAGUUCCAACAUGGAUGAUAAAUACAUUGAAGGAAGACAAAUCAAAAUGGUCAGAAUCUGCAUAUGAACCAGAAAUAAUGAUGGGUUGUUAUCGUUCUCAUGUUGCCUCUGAUAUAUGUGAGAUGAUUGCAUCUCAUUUGAACGAAUCAGGCAAGAUCAGCAAGGAUCUGAAGAAGAGUGUUUUAUGUUACUGCUUGGAAGAAUUAACAAAUUUUAUACACUGCUACCAACAAGACCUGAAGGUCAGAAAACAGAGUGCUUCAAACCCAUUACCUCUCCUGGUUGUCAGUAUCAACAGCUACACUGCCCUCGAGGAAUUCAUGAAGACUCUUAAACAAGAUAAUGACGCUCAUUUCGAAAAAGUGGAGAAGACACUAAAGAAUUCAGUGCAGGAACUCAACAAAAUUCUCUCAGAUGACCUUCUGCUUCAAGCAUUGCCUUGUUUUAAGAAGCUCAUGACAAGGAAGUGGUUAACCUGCAGUGAAGAUUUUAAUCAGCUAAUAAGAAAGACUGAAAUAUAUUGCAAAGACUUCAAGAAAAUGAAGCAGGCCAAUUGCCAGGUGCUGGUUUCUGAUCUCCACUAUCAGUUUGUUAAAACAUACAUUAUACAAAUGAUGAAAAUGAACAUCAGCUGGAAAUUACCUGCAAGACGUGUCACAGCAGCAAAUAAGAUAAAAGAAGAACUGGGAAGAAUAAGUAAGAUGUAUCAAGAAUUUGGUACAACUGCCUCAUGGCUUUUUCCAGUAACCCAACAUUUGUUUGAGUUUAUUAAUGCAAAUGAUACCGAUCUUGAAUCAAAGCUGAUUGCAUUAUACAAGGACUAUCCUGAUAUUGGUGAGGAGCAUAUUUCAGCCCUUCUUUACUUCCGUGGGAUUUCAAGAGGAAGAAAGAAAAGCAAAUUAAUGAAACAUUUCAGUCAACUGGAGGAAACUAUGAAAGAGCCAAUAAAAACUAGCCACCCCUUUCUUUUUGCCGAUAUAAAAACUGGACCAGUGACCUGUUUGCCAUCAUUUUAAUUUGCUUUAAAUUUCAUGUUUCGAGUUGCUGCUGCACAGGUUUGUAGGCUGAUUGUCUUGGUAAAAAAAAUUGUGAAUUGUCAUGUCAUAAGUGAUUGGAGUAGAACUAAUCCAUUCGGCCCAUCAUGACUGAUCUAUCUCUUCCUCCCUCCUAACCCCAUAGUAUUCCCAUGUGUGUGUAGGAUAGAGUUAGUAUUCAUGCAUUGCUGGUCAGCACGUGCUCUGUGGGCCGACCAGCGAUUUGAAACACUGACUUGGUACACGGGACAAUGAACUAAACUGAACUGACCAAGUAAAUGACUCCAAUCACUUCAGCUUCAUGAUCAGAAAAAUGUUAAUUUACAACACGUUAUUACUAACGACAUUGUAGUUAGAAGCCGAUGUGUAAAAUAAAUCUACAGAUCGAAAACA
This is a messenger RNA of Amblyraja radiata (thorny skate), 3415 nucleotides long. RefSeq names its product exocyst complex component 3. Lineage: Eukaryota; Metazoa; Chordata; Chondrichthyes; Rajiformes; Rajidae. The record is from RefSeq and is a predicted model, not a curated record. Gene Ontology annotation, cellular component: exocyst. Gene Ontology annotation, biological process: exocyst localization; exocytosis. The transcript has 12 exons. The coding region runs from base 809 to 3004 and encodes 731 amino acids. Gene Ontology annotation, molecular function: SNARE binding.